GCAUUGUCCAUGACAAGCUCCCGAAUGCGUGCGAUCAGUCAAGAGCUGCGGAAAGGCCUGCACUGCAUAAACGAGCUUGAGGAACAAUCUCUUUGGCACAAUUACUCCUUGAACCAUUAUAUUGUGCACGACCGCAUGCCCGGGCGUAUUCGCACGCACGCGAAGCACAAACCCUGGCAUCCAAGCCAGAAUGAGUCAGGCUGUCCACUGGAGUCAACGGCUCUGGUAUCUUAGCUCGUUGCUUGGCAUACUUCUACUAUGCGCAGUGCCCGGGGCGAGUUGUGACUGCUCCUCGUAUCGCCAACUUUCGCAAACUUGGAAGGAUUGAUCGCACUUUCUUUCUGCCGGCUGCUCUGCAUCGUCUCAAUAUUGCGCGAUACGCCGGCCUGUAUCUGCGAUCCUGGCACAGAGCAAUGUCUGCUCGACCCAAGCCAAUUUCAGCUGCCAAUAGCGAAAUGUCAACAUCGUCGAGAAAUAGCGCAACGCUUGAUCCUGCGACAUUGGCACCAGUGGAAGCAUCAAAGCGACUUGCAGCACACAAGGCGGUCGACGACCAUUUCCCAAAGGACGCAAAAGUCAUCGGCAUUGGCUCAGGCUCGACAGUCAUCUAUGCGGUAGAGCGUAUCCUCAUGCGUGACGACACGUCACAAAUUACAUUCAUACCCACUGGCUUCCAGUCCAAAGAGUUGAUAACGGGUGGUCGCCUGCGUCUCGGAGAGAUUGAUGGAUUCCCUGUCAUUGACGUCGCAUUUGAUGGUGCCGAUGAAGUAGAUGCCAAUCUUCAAUGUAUCAAAGGCGGCGGUGCUUGUCUUUUCCAGGAAAAGCUCGUAGCCUCAUGUGCCAAGAAGUUUGUCAUUGUUGCAGAUUACCGCAAGAAUUCCAAGCAGCUCGGCGAGAAGUGGGCUCAAGGGAUUCCGAUCGAGGUGGUACCGCUUGCGCAUGCUAAAGUCAUUCGAGACUUGCUUGAGAUGGGCGCGCAAGAGCCUGCAUUGCGUAUGGGAGGUAAAGCCAAGGCUGGACCAGUUCUGACUGACAAUGGCAACUUCAUCAUCGAUGCUCCGUUCCCCCUUGGCAAAGACCCCAAAACGCUCGAGCACGACAUCAAGCAACUUGUGGGUGUUGUUGAAUGUGGCUUGUUUGUUGGCAUGGCUGAGGUGGCCUACUUUGGGAAUGAGGAUGGCUCGGUUGAUGUGCGCUACUCAAAUGGCAAGACGCAGCAUCAAGAUGAUAUUGCGCAAGAGAGCGCGCAAGUGCUCAAGGCGGAAGAAGCACCAGAGCUGCGCGAGCCGCGUUGGAAGGAGUACGACCGAUUCGAGCUUCGUCGAUGA
Protomyces lactucae-debilis is the source of this 1328-nucleotide messenger RNA. RefSeq names its product putative RKI1-D-ribose-5-phosphate ketol-isomerase. Gene Ontology annotation, biological process: pentose-phosphate shunt, non-oxidative branch; D-ribose metabolic process. The transcript is spliced from 4 exons. The record is from RefSeq and is a predicted model, not a curated record. Gene Ontology annotation, cellular component: intracellular membrane-bounded organelle. Gene Ontology annotation, molecular function: ribose-5-phosphate isomerase activity. NCBI's taxonomy places the organism in Eukaryota, Fungi, Ascomycota, Taphrinomycetes, Taphrinales, Protomycetaceae. Bases 414 to 1328 code for a protein of 304 amino acids.